Wallemia mellicola CBS 633.66 is the source of this 1171-nucleotide messenger RNA. RefSeq lists its product as hypothetical. Bases 35 to 1144 code for a protein of 369 amino acids. The record is from RefSeq and is a predicted model, not a curated record. NCBI's taxonomy places the organism in Eukaryota, Fungi, Basidiomycota, Wallemiomycetes, Wallemiales, Wallemiaceae. Gene Ontology annotation, molecular function: metallopeptidase activity; protein binding. The transcript is spliced from 2 exons.
CUCUUCGAAGUAAACGACGAGGACGUAAAAAAUAAUGUCAACUUCUUUAGCCUCUAGAUUAGCAGCUAAACAAGCCUCACAAAACGCACAAGCGCUACAGAAUUCACAAGAUCAACGUAUAAAUUUACCUUCUUAUUUAAAAGAUGCCGUACAAGAUCCUUCUCCAGUUGAAAAGAUUGAAGUUGACGCAUUAGCUUUAUCUAAAAUAGCGAAACACUCUUCAGAGAAUAAGAACGCUACUGGUAUUUGCUUAGGUUUAGACAUCUUAUCCGUUUUGCAAGUAACCAAUGUUUUCCAAUCUUAUACACCUUUAAUCAAUACUGGUAACCCAGAUGAGGAUGAGAGAAAGUCUAAGAUUUUGAGAAAUCAAUAUAACAGCAAAAUGUGUAGAAACCUUUCAGAUGUCGACUUGGAUGAUCAGCCAGUUGGCAUUUACAUCGCGAUCGAAUUUGGCGCAACAAUCAACGAAAUUUUAUUAUCUUACGCACCUUUGUUAUCUGCACUUGGUAAAAACAAGGGAUUCGUUUUACUUUACGAUACUUCAUCAGCUAGCAAGGGUAACCUCAACUUGAGAGCAUACAAGAUACAAGAGAACUUCAUACAAGCUUUGCGUACCAAUCAAUUCUCUGAAAAGGGUAUCAUCGAAAAUCAAUUAACAUUCAGCGACAUCUUACAAGAGUACCCAAUAGAAUUAAAAUCUUCAUCUUUAACAAAAGCAUACUUAGAAUCAUUAUCUACACCAAAAACCCCAACUGAUUCAACAGUAUUGAGCAAAAACUCAGCCAAAAUCCUUCAACUUGAUUUAGAUUCACCUUUACAAGCAAAUAUAGACAAUCUUGUUGAAUCAUUAGACGCAUAUAAGGAUGAGCAAUCUCAAUUAGCUUUUGCUAACCGUCAUUUACUCAGAGAGAGGGCAAAAGUUGAACAAAAUAUUCAAAAAGUUCAACAACAACGUCAAUCACAAAACUUAGCUCCAUUAAGUGAAAGUGAAAUCCAACGUCAAUUUAAGCUACCAGCCGAACCUUCAAAAUUACCUUCAUUAGUUUUACAAGGUCAAUUAGAUGGUAUUUCACAAAGAUUAUCCGAUAACGCAUUGUCUUCAAUAUCGAUGACACACCCAGAUGGUUUAUCUGAUAAAUCUUGAACUGUAAAUAAAUAAUUUAUCUUUUUU